AUGGUUUUUGUAGUCCUUGUUCUAAUAAUAAAAGCUAAACAAAUACAUGAAGGUGGUCAAUAUAAUCCACCUUAUCCACUUCUUACUGUUAUCAAUUCAUUAUUUAAUGCACUUCUCAUUGAUUCAAAUAUAAAUCCAUCUUUUUUUAAUACCUAUCCUAAUCGUCAUAAUGUUCAUAUUAUACAUGAUUUUAUUUGUCCAUUUAAUGGAUAUAGUUUAUCACCACUUUCAAACUUAUUAAAAUCAUUCAAUUAUAUUCAUGUUGAAGUUGACUUUUGGAAUAUUAUUUAUAUUCAAUGUCAAAUAGUUGAAUCAAUUCAAAUUCAAAUACCUGCAAAUGAUGAUAUUACAUGUUAA
This is a messenger RNA of Rotaria sordida, 357 nucleotides long. Lineage: Eukaryota; Metazoa; Rotifera; Eurotatoria; Philodinida; Philodinidae. The record is from the annotation of a GenBank genome assembly.